GUCAUUGGUUGCAGGAAUGUCCAAAAUCGACUAAUCGAUGAUCUUGCAAUGUGAUUCGUAGAAAAUUUUCACUGCCACUUCACGCCUCUUCCACUGUCCACUGCCUUCAGACAGUUAUUUGUUCACAUGGAAUUCGGUCUCCUUAUGUAAUCUCCAUGGAGCCAACUCCGAGCCACGCAGUGCGCAUGCACAAUUUCAAAAACAGCAGCAACAAAUGUUGUUAAUGAAAAUUUGCGCAUGUGUUGACUCGGAGUUGGUUCUUUCACCAGAGAUUCCCUGUGUAUCUAACUCUGGGAUCCACGGAGCACCGAACCAACUGGGUAAAGUACCUGGUAUUUAUGUUUUGAUUCAAAAUCAAUCUUGAGUUGGCUGACAAGCCGCAGACAUGCAUCGUUUAAUCUACUCAGUAAACACACAAAUAGUCGUCACUCGUUUUACCCACACCACAAUCUCGCGCAAGUCACCCGACGUCGUGUUGUUGGAUACCAUGAUAUAAUAAUAGUUGUCUCCGUACUUCGUAACGCCAGUCUACACGCUUAGCCGUUGUUAUUUUAAGUGAAGAAAAUGUCGCGUAUCUUGAUAUCGGCUGUAUUGAUUCUAUCCACGAGUGAUUUUCACCACGUAUUUGCAUCGAGAAUACUUGGAAUAUUUCCGUUUCCUUCUAUCAGUCAUCAAAUCGUAUAUCGUGGACUGACUCUGGCGCUGAGAGAGCGAGGUCACGAACUCGUCGUUAUCACUACGGACCCGAUCGACGAUCCAGACCUGAAGAACUACACGGAGAUAGACAUACAUUUUCUCUACGACGGUUUUAAUGAGGAUAUAGAUUGGAUAGCGAUUCGAAAAAAGGGGUCAUGGCUUGAAUUGCUCCAAGGCGUAAUGUCAAGGUUCAUUUCGAUGACCGAACGCGUUCUCAGCAUUCCGGAAGUGAAAAAGUUUUGUUCACCUAACAGUGGCGAAAAGUUUGACUUGCUGAUAAUCGAGAUGCUGUAUUGGCCCGCUAUUUUACCUCUCGCCAAACGACUUGACGUUCCAGUUGUGGGUGUAGCAUCUUUUGGUUUGCCGAUUCAUUUGCAAUAUGCAGUUGGCAAUCCCAUAAUAACUUCUCAUCCCGCGCAUUGGGACGCCAAAAUAAAAGUCCUUGGAAAAUCUUCACUUUGGGAAAGGCUACAGAACUUCGUGGACAGUUGGAAAUUUUUGCACUAUUACAGGACGGAUUAUUUGUCGAGGCAACAGUAUAUAGCGAGGGAAUAUUUUGGAAGCGACGUUCCUGACAUUGCCGAUAUCGAAAAGAACGUUAGUUUGAUUUUCGUCAAUCAGCAAGCACCAAUUUCGUUUGUUAGACCGAAUAUUCCUAAAAUAAUAGACAUCGGUGGAUUUCACAUCUCAGAUAAAGUCAAGCCGCUGUCAAAGAACCUUCAGAAGACUUUGGAUGACGCGACGCAAGGCUUCAUAUACAUGAGCCUCGGAACGAACGUCAAGAGCGUCAUGUUGAGUAACGAAAUGCGGGAAGAAUUUAUAGCCGCAUUUUCGUCGCUACCCUACACCGUCAUUUGGAAAUUCGAAGAUGAUGUUCUUCCUGGCCGGCCAGACAACGUGAUAAUCAUGAAAUGGGCCCCACAACAGUCCAUUCUAGCGCAUCCGAAUCUGAAAGUAUUCAUAUACCAAGGAGGACUUCAGAGCACAGAGGAGGCGAUUUCUCACGCUGCUCCUGUGAUCGGUUUACCUGUUUACAGCGAUCAGGACACACACGUCAACAAACUGGCUUCCCUUGGUGUUGGAAAGAAGUUAGAAAUCCUCAGUGUUAACAGGGUGGACCUGGUGAAAGCGAUUCAGUCAAUUGUGGUCGAUAGCAGCUACAAGAAACGGAUGCUUGAACUGCGGGACUUGAUGAAAGACAAGCCGUACGAUUCGUUGGAGAACGCGGUUUGGUGGACGGAACACGUGAUACGUCACAAAGGUGCUCCUCAUCUCCAUUCGACGACAGCCGACGAUCCCUGGUAUCAGCGUCAGGACAUGGACUUGGUUUUCAUUAUUUCUACCACGAUUUGGACAGCUUUGAUCAUAGCACUAGUUGUACUGUACAAGGUAUUGGUUUACACUGUUCGUUUGCUAAACUGUGAUCAGCUGUCAGUUGGCAAGAAAGAAAAAUUAUGUUAGUUCAUGCUGGAGAUUUUAUUGCAGUUGGUAUUUUACGAAAAACAUUUUUAUGAAAUGGACGUAUGAAAAAAUCAUCACGAAAUAAAUCAAACCCGUCAAAGGGCCCAAUAGGAAUCACAUGUCUAUCUAAUAAAUGAUAUUCGAAAUAUCAGCUCACAUUCCACAUCACCUUUAUGCAAAUAGCACAGUUUAUUUGACCUCUUCUGUAACUCAAGACUGUGUAUUUUUGGGAACCGUUGUGUUUUCUGUUUUAUUUUUACAGUUAAUAAAAUAUCACGUAGACCCGAUGCCUCGCUAACAAUAAUAACGUUUCACAAACACGAUGCCGAAUUAUUCUUGUGCAAAUAUUUUCAUAAUAUUGAAAACAACAUUCUCGCCGAAUAGCGCGAAUGUUUCGAUUUCGGACGGAGGAAGUAAAUAGAGAUGUGAAUUGGAUAGCGGAACAGAAUGAGGUGAAACAAACGCUUCGAUUGAUCCGGAGCAUAAUGCCAAGGUUAAUGUCGAUGACCGAACCUCUCCUCAGCAAUUCAGAACUAAAGACACUAUUUGCAUCGAAUAGCGGAGAAAAGUUUGACUUGAUGAUAAUUGAGAUGAUUUCCUGACCGGGUUUGUUACCUCUGAUCAAACGUUUCGACGUUCCGGUUAUAGUCAUGUAAUUUUUAUCGUAAUCUAAUCUAUUUUCAUCUGCAAUUUCAUUAUCACAGUUUGGUGGCAAUCAUUGAAAAUACGGACCAGCUUAAUGUCGACGAAUCAUCGCAUGUACAGAAUAUCUAAUAAUUACUUCGGCACUUAUUGUGAAGCUGAUGUUUCGAAUUCUGAUACUAAUCGUGCAAAGGUUCAACGAUAAUUUCACACCUCUUUGUGAUAAAUGAAAUGUCAAGAAUAUUUUUUACAUGUUAUUCUAUGAUUCCUAUACCAAAAUAUUAGUAAAUAAAAUGCAAUCCUGCUGAAA
Molecule: messenger RNA, 3109 nt
Organism: Neodiprion fabricii
Lineage: Eukaryota; Metazoa; Arthropoda; Insecta; Hymenoptera; Diprionidae
Product: UDP-glycosyltransferase UGT5-like
Exons: 5
Coding region: 565-2157 (530 amino acids)
Molecular function (GO): UDP-glycosyltransferase activity
Source: RefSeq, a predicted model, not a curated record